AUGGAGACGAUCCAAGAAGAUGAAGAGUUUUCGAUGGAGACAAAAAGCUCUCCAAUUUCAGGUAAUCUAUUUUUUGAAAAUGAUUUUCAUAAUCAAAAAGGUUUUAGAAGAAGAGCUUCACUAUUCGGCCGAUCAGGACAGCUCGUUCGAUCGAAUUCAUAAAACAAAAAUCAGCCGAAAGAAAAAAAAGUUGGUGAUUGCAAGAAUACAAAUGCAGCAGAAGAACCGGAAGAAGACGAAAGAGGAACCGCCGAAAUGGAUUUGCACGGUCAAAGGUACUGUUUUUUUUUCAAAUUAUCAGCUUAAUGAUUGAUUUUAGGCUGCAAAUGGGGCGGCAGAUACCACGCACUUUUCCUCACGCACAUCAAAACCUGCCAUCCGCAACUCGACACUUCCAAAAAUCUGAAACCCUAUUCUUCAGUAAGAACUUUCUUCUUCAAUCUUUUUUAAUUUUAUCUUUAUUCAGAACACUUCAAAUAACCCCAAAACAUUCACGGACGCCGGCGAUUACUGGCCGCCGCCGUUGGAAAGGAAGAAAGAAGAAGAAUUCGUGAAAAAGUGGCACACUGAGUCAAACGUGGACAUACUCGGGCAACAAAUCGCUAUGAUUUUAUAAGAAUUUGUAUAACAAUUGUCUGUAAAUACUCGAAAAAUGUGAUUUUAGAUGUCAAUUGAGAUUUUAACCUCGUUCUAACUGUGUUCGGCAGCACUAACUGGUAUUUUGGGAGAACUGUAUACAGCUGUAAUUUUUUAAUUCAAAUAAAUUUACAGCAGAUUCUUUAAAAAAUAUUAAAGACUCAAUCUCCACAAACACUCACUUUUUCAGACAUUUUCACAACAUUUUCUGCGUGAAAGGCACUGAAAGCGAGCGCAACGUUUAAAGGCGCAUCGCGUUUGUGUGCCUGCGGGUCUCGCAACGCUCGUCCUCAACGACACUCCAUGUGCCUAAAAGUAUCGCUGUUUAUCGAAAUUCUGUCUCCGUCUCUCCGUUUCGCAUUGUCUCUCGUCGCCGCUUUCAAAAUAACAUUUUUAAGAGGACACACUGCUCAAGGAAAUACCCGGAACAUGGAAGAAGAGGAGAUUGACGUGGUGAAUUAUGAACCAGACGCGUUAAGGGCCGCUGCAAACAACGAAAUCGACACGGAAAUUCCGUUUCAAUGCCCGCAUUGCAAUUGGGUCGGUCGUUCGGCUCGCAGUUUGAGCGGUCAUCGACGUCAGAAACAUCCUAACAGACAAGAAGAGAGUUUCAAACGUCCCAAAGUAGGUGAAGCAUCUGAAAGUCCUAUAAAAAUCGAUAAAUUUCGCACACUGCAAUAAAAACACUCAGGGCCGUCCACGAAAACCAAUUUCAACAAUCGAUGAGGAACACUUGGGGCCUCAAGAUGACGGAACCGGUGGCUACCAACCACAGAUUCCUCAGCAGAGAGUGACGACAAAAGAACUGUUGGGGGGACGGAAAAGGCCGAAAACUGUUGUGGAAAACCCGGAUGAAUCGGCUUUGAGUGAGAUUUUUUGCAAUAAGAGCCUAAAAACUUGUUCAUUUUACUCCAGGAACCGACCGAGAAGCGUCUCGACUUCACCAAAUGGGCAUGAUCGAUGAGGAGAUGCCAGUGGGAGAGUACGUCGCAAAACGAACGAACGGAGCUUUUGCGGUGGAGACGCACGUGGAUGACGAAGGUGCCUCAAUAAUUGUGGGCGACGAAAUCGAAAUAGACGGAGAAGUGACUGUGGGCGGCGAGAUUGUCAACGAUGGUGAUCAAAUUCCAUUGGAAAAUCGACCGUAUAAGGUAAAUCAACUGAUUUUCUUGUGCAAACUUUCAGUUUUCAGCCCUAUUAUCCUCGCACAGUCGCCAGAAACAAUGUGAAAAAGGGGAAAUACAAUCAAGCGGGCACCCUUCCCGCCCGUCUUGUCACUUCGGAUCCGGAAGGAAAAUACAAAUGUUACAUCAAAGAUUGCAACUGGCAAGGAAACUAUCGAUCCCUACGAAUGGAACACAUGAAAGCAGUGCAUCCGUCAUGGAAAAUGCCGCCGCGAUUCCUGCUGGAGCGCAUCUCGAAGCACGGCGAGUACAUUGAUCCCGAGAAGUGGAAACCUGAAAUACCGUGUCUUGUGGAGGGCUGCGAAUGGAGAGGCAACUAUCGCGCGUCGAGAUCGGCGCACAUGCGGAAAGUGCAUCCGGAAGAGCACGCAGCGAAGAAGAAGAAGCAGCCGGGGUACGACUGCAACGGCACUUACAUGUGCCACUAUCCAAUGUGCACCUGGCGAGGAUGGUCUAGAUCUACGAGAUCCAUGCAUAUCAAGAAAGUUCAUCCCGAAUGGAGACCCGAUGAUAUGAGGACUACGGCAAGUGGUUUGAUGUAGAUAUCGGUAACAAAAUUGUUAAUUUUUAGGUGCUUUUAACGUGUUUCUACUGCAAAAACUCGCUUCCGUCGUAUCCUCAACUCGAAGGUCACAUUGAUCAAGAUCACGGCGGACUGGGAUUGGAGGUGCAUGAGGAGUUCCUGAGCAAAGAAGAGUUCGGGGUGAGUCUCCACUUUCAGACCUUUCUAUUCAUUUAUCCUAUUCAGCUGUGGCUUCAACGUGUCGAACGCAGCUUCUCGAUCAGUUUCGAGCGAUCCGAUCCAAUUUCACAAGCUCAAGAUGUCGUGGUAUCGAAAUUUGUUUGAAACAAAUGCUGCUAAACUUCGAAUUUCAGCACUACACUCUGCACUGUAAUUGCGUGGGCGAACGAGGAGUUCAAUUGGCCUCAGACACUAGGUAUUUUUCCGUUGGUCGUGCUUAAAAUUUGAAAUUUCGUCAUUUCAGAUCUUACAUCUAUGAAAAACACAAUUUUCUGAAACGACGCAAUCAACAAUAUCUGACCCGCAGCAAAAGUGACUGUUCGGCGCAUUUGGAAGUAAGCGAGCACGUGCGAUACACGCAGAUUAUCGUGAAAGGAACACUCGAACACACUGGCCACCGAUUCGGAACUCCUCUUCUCAGAUUUUGUAAGUUCCGUGCAAAUUUUGAAUAAAAUCAGUGUUUUUAGCACACACGGAGCGUCAAUUGUACGGAGACAUACUCAUUUGGGAGCGAGAGGAUCGGGAUUUCAAGUUGAGCGCCCUGGAAAUGGUGGAACGGCUCAAUAAGUACGAAGGAUUCACGAUGGAAGGUUACGGACCGCCCACUGAACUUCGCAUGAUAACUCCGCUCCACGACGACCCGCUGAUCUCGCUCCGAAUGAUAAUCGAACAGUCCGAUCUGUCGUGCUUCUUCGGAAUCGAUUAUUCUCGUUUCGAGCACCGCGACAUUGCUUUCGGCUACAUGUCACCGGAAAUGCAGAGGAAUUGGGAGAGAUACGGACCCGAGAGGGUUGCCAUUAUUGAUAGAGUAGGAUUUUGGGAUGAGUAUUCUUUUUUUGAGUAUCCAACUUGCAGUCAGCUAUCGAUUUCGACACUUGCGAGCUGUUCGUCUACUCGGUGAUGGUCACCGACGACAACUUCAUUCCGAAGUGCUGCCUCAUUUACGUGACGACGUUCGAGCAGAAUGCCUGUGAAAUUGUACUCGAACAACUCAAAUCUAUGUGAGUUUUCCUCUCGGGAACUUCUUCAUUCAUCACUUUUGUUGUAGUGAUUCUCGUGGACCUCGUGAGCUGAUGGUCGAUCCUUCGGAAGUGUGGGUUCAUGCGGCUGAAAAGAUUUGGUCGCCCGAAGAAACGGCGGUGCUCAUCACCGAAUGGAGUCUGAUCGACUACUGGGCCUCCAAGACGGAACAACUCGUUCCCAAUGAGUUCGACGUCUUUUCGAUCGUCUCGGCGCUCCGUCGGAUGGUCCGUUCCGAAGACAUCCACAUCUUCCUCUUCUACGUCAUUGAAAUGUUCGAAACGCUCUUCGAAUGCGGCUACGAAGAUCUGGCCGAUUUCUUCGAUUGCCAGUUGUCAGACAUUGACUUUUUCAAGAGAUGGAGUCCGUUCCACCGAAGUGCUCUCGCCACCCACGCACAUCCUACUCUGGGCGUCGCUUCCCGUAAUCUCAGAGAAGCGUAUCUCGGAAACGACCGAAUCGACCGCCCGGAUUUGUGGUUUGCCCACGCGACCAUGAGAGUUUCCGACUAUAAUUCGGUAGAAGCGACUCAAACCUACACAUUGAGGCCUGUAGAAGAUCCGAAAAAGUUUUGCUACAACACGAUUGACGUGUCAGAAUUCCACAAAGAAGUUCACGAGCAGGACGCCGAAACGGUGCUGAUGUACGAGGAAGAAGUGCAAAUGGAGGAGUUUGUGGAAGGAGACGUCGUGGAGGAAGAGGUGAUUGGACACGAACUGACGGACGAGGCCGGCCGGCAUAUAAUGUACGAGAAUGUGAUGAUGAAGGACGGACAGACUCUCCUGCGACGGACCCUUCCGCCCAUCAGGCAGCUCAAUCAAAUGCCGCCGAAUCCGCAGAUGAGAAUGUACGAGAAGGAAGCGGAAGAAAUACAGCUGGAAGAGGAAAUAAUUCACAUGGAGGACAUGGAAGUUGUGGAGCAUUUGGAGCAAGAGGAGGAUCCGGACGAGCCCGGCUGCUCCUCCUCUCUAGUCCAGCACUCGCAGAAUUCCGGACUUCCUCGUCAUCUUGCGGAUAUGCUCGACAAACACGAGUCUGUGGACAUGGACGAUUCGCCUUCGCCACCGCUGAGACGCUCAAAGCGUGACACGACGAAGUCGGUGAUCCGUGGAGGUCGGAAAAAGAAGGAUCGGUUCGCGGACCUCAGAGACUGUCCGCCGGAGGUGAUGCGCGCUAUAGCUGCGCACGCGAUCGCCUACGAUGGACGCAAAAAAGAGCAGCAACCGUUCAUGUUGGUGCCUUCCCUGGCCGAGAUGGCUCAAUCGGCGACGCCAACCGUCCCCACUCCGGAUUUGAGCGAAUACAAUUCGAUGUCGGCGCGCAGGUUCACACCGCAACAAUCGGAACACGCGAGGAAACUGCAGAGGGCGGCGAUGGAGAGAAGAUUGGACCGAAGACGGCAGGAGGAAGAGGAAGAACAGCUCGAAAUGGAACAGGUAAGAGCAUUUCAGCGGGAGUAAUAGAAAUUCUGUACUUUAUAGGGACAGUCGACCUCCUCGAGCAUGCAUCAUCACCACCACGGAUACGUUGACGAGGAGGAAGAAGAAAUUCCAAUCGACGAAAUGGAAGAUGAUCAGCAGCCGUGCUCCUCUUCUUCGCUCUACCGUUAA
Caenorhabditis sp. 36 PRJEB53466 is the source of this 5192-nucleotide messenger RNA. Lineage: Eukaryota; Metazoa; Nematoda; Chromadorea; Rhabditida; Rhabditidae. The record is from the annotation of a GenBank genome assembly.